Phytophthora nicotianae INRA-310 is the source of this 900-nucleotide messenger RNA. RefSeq lists its product as hypothetical. Gene Ontology annotation, molecular function: zinc ion binding; nucleic acid binding. The record is from RefSeq and is a predicted model, not a curated record. Lineage: Eukaryota; Oomycota; Peronosporomycetes; Peronosporales; Peronosporaceae. The transcript has a single exon. The coding region runs from base 1 to 900 and encodes 299 amino acids.
AUGGCCCCCGCGACUCGCAAGAACGAUCCAGACGCGUCGCCAGGAGGAGAGAGUCAAGCCGAGCUGGAAGCGCAGCUCAAACAGCUACGCGCCGAGAUUACAGCCCUCCAAGCCAACAAUCAAGCGCAGCGUCAACCGCCGCUAGAGUCCAAAGCUCGCGUUCCGAGCGGCCUGCCGAAGUUCAAGGGGAAGCGCGACGACGAUGUACGCCAGUGGCUCUUCCAAGUGGAGACCCUGUGCCGAAUCAACGGUCACAACGCAACGGACGACAACUACACGCUGCCUUCGAUCGCGGUGACAGCGAUGGAGGAACCUGCGUCAGGAUGGUUCCUGUUCUGGGCCUCAAAAACACCAGCAGAUAUGCAGACGUGGCGUCGGUUCACGGCUGAUGCCCUCGCUCACUUCGAAGACUCCAACUAUCAAGCGGUGCUACGCCAGAAGCUACGUGAACUCCGCCAGAUCAAUGGCAUCGAAGAGUACAAUGGGAGGUACACGUCAUUGAUCUUCCGCGUUGAGGACACGAGCGAAGUCGACCAAGUCAGCUAUUAUUGUGACGGUCUCAAGCGUGCGACUCAAGCCUAUGUUAAACUUCAGAACGCGACGACACUGAGUGAGGCGAUGGACCAUGCUGCCAAGUAUGAGAUGUCCCAUUUUGGUGGCGAGCGCAAACCGAUCCGCGAAAAGCCGGAGCGUGAGCAACAGUCCCGCGGACGAGGAAGCUCUAACCAGUCCAACAACAAGAAGCCGUUCAACAAGAAGUCCUUCAAGCCUGGUCACUACGCUCCCGCGGAACAAGCCAAAGAAGGACCCGUGUGCUACUAUUGCAAGAAGCCAGGACACUUCAAGCGUGAUUGCAAGGAGCUGAAGAGCGACGAGGGAAACGAUCAGCCACGCCAGUAG